Messenger RNA from Pipistrellus nathusii (Nathusius's pipistrelle), 696 nucleotides. The record is from the annotation of a GenBank genome assembly. Lineage: Eukaryota; Metazoa; Chordata; Mammalia; Chiroptera; Vespertilionidae.
AUGUUCCUGGUGGGCCUGACAGGGGGCAUCGCCUCCGGCAAGAGCUCCGUGCUCCAGGUGUUCCAGCAGCUGGGCUGUGCGGUGAUUGAUGUCGACGUCAUCGCCCGCCAUGUGGUCCAGCCAGGAUGCCCCGCCCACCGGCGCAUCGUGGAGGCUUUUGGCACUGAGGUCUUGUUGGAGAAUGGAGACAUCAACCGCAAGGUCCUGGGGGACCUGAUAUUUAACCAGCCCGACCGGCGGCAUCUGCUCAACACCAUCACUCACCCUGAGAUCCAAAAGGAAAUGAUGAAGGAGACCUUCAAGUACUUCCUUCGGGGAUACCGCUACGUGAUUCUGGAUAUCCCUCUGUUGUUUGAGACCAAGAAACUGCUCAAGUACAUGAAGCACACGGUGGUGGUGUACUGCGAUCGGGACACGCAACUGGCACGCCUGAUGCGACGGAACAGCCUGAACCAAGAGGACGCGGAGGCUCGGAUCAACGCUCAGCUGCCCCUGAGGGACAAAGCCCGCAUGGCCCGCCACGUUCUAGACAACUCGGGCGAGUGGAGCGUCACCAAGCGCCAGGUCAUCCUUCUGCAUGCCGAGCUGGAGCGCUCCCUGGAGUACCUGCCCCUGAGGCUCGGGGUCCUCACAGGUCUGGCCGGCAUCGUUAGCCUCCUCUACUUGCUCACCCGCUGCCUCCUGCCUUCCCCCUAG